Molecule: messenger RNA, 1147 nt
Organism: Aspergillus pseudonomiae
Lineage: Eukaryota; Fungi; Ascomycota; Eurotiomycetes; Eurotiales; Aspergillaceae
Exons: 2
Coding region: 89-1057 (322 amino acids)
Source: RefSeq, a predicted model, not a curated record
GGGGACUGGGUAGGGCUUGCGUGGGUUUGUUUUGGUUUUUGACUUCCACUCCCGGAUCUAUGAGAUUAGACGGAUAUGGAAUCUCAUCAUGUGUCGAUAUGCAAGACAAGUGUACUUGUAUACUACUAGCACUAGUAGGUGGGCACCACCACCACCACCAUUGAUUCUCAACAACCCACGUCCGAUCUCGGUGCCCGAACGACAACCCCAAUACUUCAAUAUCUUUACAACGUCACCAGCAACACGUACCUACAGUAGCCACGCACACCCUACUCGCAACCUCCCCAACCCAGCACUCCAACCCCAAACUCGCAAGAUGUCAUCAACAUCAACACCAACACCAACCCCGCAACCAGACCCCCGCUACGUCCAACUCUUCGACGACCUCUCUACCCGCUUUGCGCAGACCUCGCUACCCCCGGAAAAAUGGUACAUCCUCGCCAUAUCCACAAUAGUCGCCCACCGGGACCCGGAACGCUGCGACCAGCUCUACCUGCACCUAAUCAACCAAGCGCCCUACAGCACCCCAUCAGCUAGACAAGCACUGAUCCGGCGCCUCCGCGAGGCCCUCUUCAAAAGCAUCAUCAUAGUGGGCGUGUGCAAGCCCAUCGAGGCCAUCCUCGCAAUCAGCAAAUACGAACGCGAAGAAGACAAGGACUACACCUUCACGCGCGAGAACUGGCAAUGCGACCAGGCCAACCAUGACCGCGGCGUAGCGUGGCUGGAGAAGCUGUAUGCGCGGAACACGACCGGGACGCUGGAUUUGUUCCGCGCGCAUCAGGACUUCGGGUGGUUGUCGAAGGAGAUUACGUAUGGGUUGUUUUUGUCAGAUCGGGGGGUCUUGGAUGAUCUUGAUACGGAGAUGGUGGUGUUGCCGGCUAUCAUGAGCCAGAAUCUGAAGAAUGAGACGCAUUGGCAUAUUCGCGGGACGAGGAGGCUGGGGGUCAGCAUGGAGGAUGUGAAGGUUGUUUGGGAGUGUAUUCAGCUUGUUGCUGGGUUUUAUGGGGUGGAGUUGGAUAAGGUGCCUACUGUUGAGGAGGUGGAAAGUGAUGUUUGAUUUUUUGGGCAUGGUUUGCAUUUAUAGACAUCUUGGAUUGCGAUGAUGAUGAUGGAAUGUGUUUACGAUUGAAUGUGAACCUGCUAGAGG